Carassius auratus (goldfish) is the source of this 2339-nucleotide messenger RNA. RefSeq names its product homeobox protein SIX6-like. Lineage: Eukaryota; Metazoa; Chordata; Actinopteri; Cypriniformes; Cyprinidae. Gene Ontology annotation, cellular component: transcription regulator complex; nucleus. The transcript is spliced from 3 exons. The record is from RefSeq and is a predicted model, not a curated record. Gene Ontology annotation, biological process: eye development; regulation of transcription by RNA polymerase II. The coding region runs from base 675 to 1544 and encodes 289 amino acids. Gene Ontology annotation, molecular function: RNA polymerase II cis-regulatory region sequence-specific DNA binding; DNA-binding transcription factor activity, RNA polymerase II-specific.
CUUUUUCAUUGAUCAUUGAUUAGGCUAUAUACAAUUCAAUGAAGGUUCACUAAACUUUGAAGCGCAUGCCUCAUGCAAUGAUGGAGAACGAGCUCUGGGACUGUUGAGAACCAGAACCAGAACCAGGAGUGAGGAAUAAUGCAGAAAAAAGUGCCUCGAUUACAUUUACAUGAAUUGCAUUCAGUUGUGUUUCAGGCACUAGAACAGUGCAGUACUUUAUAGUCAAACACAUGAAGAUUUGGCCCCUUCCUGUGCUAUAAACCCGAACAGUUUUCACUGACUGCAUUAGGUUUCCAUUUAUCCAGCAGAAUGAAAUAAGUCUCUGUCGGCCAUCCUGACAGUUAAUGUGCUCCUCAGUUAGUCUAACAACCCGAUCAUCCCGUCAGUCCCUCGGCGAACAGAAACCCCCCGCUAAGCGGCUAAUGACCGAGGCUAUAAUCCCCUCGAGACAAGCGCGGAGAUGCUCUUUCGAUCUCUCUAUAAAUAGGCUUGACUUCUGCCGCUCCUCCUUUACUAGAAGAGACACACAGAUCCUACCGAGAGACCAGUCGCUCAAGAGACACUUCAUAUAACCGGUGUAUCAGUGUUUGUAAGAGGAUUCAGUCGCUCGCGCGCAAUGUUGAUAUAAACUUUAGUCGCGCCAAACUCAAACCUGAAACCAGACAGACCUAGUCAUGUUUCCUCUGCCGAUGUUCACCCCUGAGCAGGUGGCUCGAGUCUGCGAGAACCUGGAGGAGACGGGAGACAUGGAGCGCUUGGGGCGCUUCCUCUGGUCGCUGCCCGCCGCGGUGCCCGGUUCCGCCGGAGAGCUGCUCAACCGGCACGAGUCGGUGAUGCGCGCGCGCGCUCUCGUCGCCUUCCACGGCGGGAACUUCGAGGCUCUCUAUCAGAUCCUGCAGAGCCACCGCUUCACGCGCGAGUCCCACGCCAAGCUGCAGGACCUGUGGCUGGACGCGCAUUACCGAGAGGCGGAGCGCCUGCGGGGGAGGCCCCUGGGGCCCGUGGAGAAGUACCGCAUCCGGAAGAAGUUCCCCCUUCCUCGGACCAUCUGGGACGGCGAGCAGAAGACGCACUGCUUUAAGGAGCGAACCCGUAGCCUCCUGAGGGAAUGGUACCUGCAGGACCCCUAUCCAAACCCCUCCAGAAAGCGUCAUCUGGCCCAGGCCACCGGUCUCACCCCCACUCAGGUGGGCAACUGGUUCAAAAACAGAAGACAGCGGGACAGAGCGGCGUCUGCUAAAAACAGAUUGCAGCAAGAUUCAUGCCUCCAUCCCUCCGGAAGCUCUCCAGAAUGCUCCUCGGAGCACAACACGCACCUCCAGGGCUCCUCACCGCACCGUCCCGGGAGCCCGGGGGAGAACAGUGACUGUAGCUCGGGCACGGGGCCGCGGGGACCGGGGCCUCCACCCCAGACAUAUCCGUCAGCAGCGACAGCGAGUUUGAGUCGUGAAGAACGCCUGCACCUGCCCUCCGAGAUGGACGCAAAGACACGAGCGUUUGAAGCGUCUGGAGGGAAGAGGACUGCUGCUCGUACAUGCACUUAAAGGAAAGACCGAGAAAUCAGGUUGCAAGAAGUCCGACUGAGCUCUCAGUUGCUCCCUUUUUCGUGAUCGGUUCGUCCCUGACCAAAGAGGAUCUGCAAUUUUUAGGCUGGACCUCUUAAAAGGCACGUGCCAAAUCAAUCUCUUCAGGUUCACUGGCUUUUUCAAUCAUCCUAAUGCUCAGGUGGCACAAAAUAUGAGUCGUAUCACACAGAAGGACAUCUAUUAUGCAUAUUGUGUAUUUGAAAUCGAAUCUAGAUCAUUCAUCCCGGCCUUUCAUAGCUCUGCAAACAUCUGUCAAAAGCAUGAAGCAGUUAGAUCUGCUUGUCCAAAAAGAGACCCACUGAAAACAGAAGGUAGAAGUGACUCGCUGCUGUAUGUUUUCAUAAGAAUGGAGUGUAGAUUAUGUCAGUUACUUGAGCUAACAUUGCAUUUUGUUGUUUGUUGUUGGUAAAUGAGGAUUUAGGUCCAUUGAGUUUUUUCAUCUGUUGAAUAUAAUGAUGUAGCCUGGAUGAAAAUAGAUUAACUGAUGUUAUAUAAAUGCUGCUUCCCUUUUAAUACACUGUGAAUUUGAAUAUAUUGUGAACACACAGCUUCUUGCAAUCAACUUUCUGUACAUUUCAUUUCAGCAAACAGAGUCACUCAGCUUUUUAUGUGCCUAUAUUCAAGGAUGACAUCAGACUUUAUGACCGUCUGUCAUUUAUCAUUUCCAAACCCAUACUCACCGAAGAAGAACGGGACCGUCUUGUGUUCAUUUGUCUGAAAAUGUGAAAUAAAUUAUAUUAUUUUUGAAUCUAA